Messenger RNA from Glossina fuscipes, 3633 nucleotides. RefSeq names its product adenylate cyclase type 3 (gene Ac3). Gene Ontology annotation, biological process: adenylate cyclase-activating G protein-coupled receptor signaling pathway; cAMP biosynthetic process; intracellular signal transduction. Gene Ontology annotation, cellular component: plasma membrane. The record is from RefSeq and is a predicted model, not a curated record. The coding region runs from base 222 to 3593 and encodes 1123 amino acids. Lineage: Eukaryota; Metazoa; Arthropoda; Insecta; Diptera; Glossinidae. Gene Ontology annotation, molecular function: adenylate cyclase activity. The transcript is spliced from 19 exons.
AAACAUUAUCAACAAUAAUAGCAUAAUUAGAAAAUUUUAGGAAAAUUAAUACAAAAGCCUAAACAUGUUAACUAACAAAAUGCUACUGCAUACGUACGCGUAUAAAUAAAUAAAUGAAUAAAUAAAAAUAAGGCAACAAACACAUCAACAUUCAACGCUCUGCUUGUUGAGUUUUAUAUAGAGAACAACAAUUGGUUCUGGGAGCAAGAAUUUAUAAUAAAAUGACUGAUCAUAGAUCGAAUUGUAAUAAUAUUGAAAAUGGUAUAACGACGUCAGCUAAACAAAAGCGUCAUGAGAAAGAUCAAGCAGAAAUUACUGAAGUGGGUUUGUCAGACUUGAUGUUAGAUGAAUUGUACACAUCAUACUCAUUAAAACAACGAAGUGGAGGUUUAAAAUGGUUUUUUUUCGCCUGUCUUCUAUUUGAUAUAUGGUCCCUAUGUAUACCCUAUGAACAGGAUAUGCAAGCAAGAGUCGCUGUUCUGAUUAUACUCGUUAUUACGAUAUUCUAUGUGAUCAUAUUGCAUAUUGUGAAACGUUUCGGACAAUCGGAAUCGGAGUCGGGUGGCAGUAGCGUAUUGCUUUUGUUGGUGGCAGAUUGGUCACCGUUUUUCCUUUGGACCUUUUGCAUUUUGCAAUUAAGCGUUUAUUGUCUUCUGCAAACAUCAUUAUCCGUAAGAGACAUUUUGGGUUGGGCCAUUUUGCUUAAUUUUUUAAUUUAUGUAACGUUACCCGUUGCCCUUUUCUACGGCGGCUGCUUUAUGGGUUUUACAACUUUCAUAAUCUACGCAGUGUUAUUACUCACAACGACACGGGACGAUCCUAUGUAUUACGAAAUGAUUAUGGCUAAUAUUGUGCUCGUAUUAACUGGUGUUCUAAUUGGUUUACUGUAUUAUGCGAUGGGUGAAGCGAAACAUAAGCGCGCCUUUUUGGAGGCGAAAAAAAGUCUAGAAGUGAAAAUGAUUAUCGAAGAGCAAUCGGCUGAACAAGAGCGUCUAUUGCUUUCGGUAUUACCCAAACAUGUCGCCGUUAAAAUGCGACAAGAUUUGGGUUCGACUAGCUCGGAGCCGUUUAAGAAGAUCUACAUGAGUCGCCAUGAAAAUGUAAGCAUAUUGUAUGCAGAUAUUGUGGGUUUUACCGCCAUCUCGUCAACGUAUAGCGCUCAGGAUCUAGUGAAAAUGUUAAAUGAACUUUUUGCUCGUUUCGAUAGAUUGGCUGAGAAGUACCAACAACUACGUAUAAAAAUUUUAGGUGAUUGUUAUUAUUGCAUUAGCGGGGCACCAGACGAGAGAGCAGAUCAUGCCGUACUCUGUGUGCACAUGGGUUUGUCAAUGGUAAAGGCCAUCAAAUAUGUACAGCAAAAAACAAAUUCACCUGUUGAUAUGCGGGUCGGAAUUCAUACGGGGGCGGUUCUUGCCGGUAUAUUGGGGCAGCGUCAAUGGCAAUUCGAUGUCUAUUCGAAGGAUGUCGAGUUAGCUAAUAAAAUGGAAUCAAGCGGAAAAGCUGGACGCGUUCAUAUUUCGGAUAAGACUUUAGCUUUUCUAAGUGGUGAAUUCGAAGUUGAACCCGCCUAUGGGGAGAAACGUGAAGAAGCCCUACGUAUAGCUGGUCUUAAAACUUAUUUCAUAACAAAAGUUGUAAAACCUUUUGCUUCUCCGAGUUCAAAAAAAACCCACGAAACCGAAAACUAUCCCGAUACACUUGACGAAGAUUUUUUACCUGAGACCUCUUCAACAUCUAAUGGCCAACAAAAAGAGCAAAUUGAAGAAACCUCCGAAAUAUCAGAUAAACAAACAAUGUUCAAGGAACGCCUACAAGAGGAAUUAAUAGCCAGAGAUUUUCACGAAAAUUUAUCAAACGAUACGACAAUAUUUCUGAAAUUUAAAACUAAAUCGCUCGAAGAUACUUAUGCAAUUUAUCGAGAACCGUACUCUUCAGUACCACUGUUAGCUGCACUUUUGGUACAAAGCACUGAUAUCCUCUACUCCUACUUUAUAUUGCCAAGAUCACCGUUGCACUUUGUUAAUAUUGCUGCCCCAUUAGUACCGAUCUUUAUGCUGGUAUUCAUAUCGAUAGCUGAAAGUUUUCCCAGUUAUUUACCGGAAUUUUUUGUUAGCAUCAGUAAACGCUACAAUGAUUUUACUAUGGUACGCGAACUAACCGCCGUCAGCAUAGUUUUGAUGAUUGGUCUCAGUAAUAUCAUCGAUAUGUUCUUUUUUGUGACUUUCAUCAAGUCGGAGCAUAUUGUCAGUGAAAGUGUCUUCAAUCAGACUCAAAGCGAAGAGGACUUUUUGAAAGCCGAACCAAUGGUAGAUGCCACACCCGAACCUUUAGAUAAUGUCAUGUAUCCGUCGUAUUUAAGCAAUUUUGCUGUUUUAAUUCUAAUUGCCACCGCCGUAAUUGCUCAGUUAACACAUGUGACAAAAAUCAUUUUAAUGGUUUUCAUAACAGUCCUACACUGCUACUUCAAUAUAUUUGUCCUAACAGAUCUUUAUACACUAGAGGAUGAUUUGACUUUUAAUCCUACUAUACCGAUCAGUUAUAGUGUUUCCGGUAUAUUAUUAGUCGCUGCUUUAGCUUUAUCCUUUUUGGCUAGACAUAUGGAUCAUGAAGAUCGUGUUAUAUUCAAGUGGAAAACUGAAGUCAUUGAACAGAAAGAAAAAGCUAAUGAUAUGCGUCAGCGUAAUGAAGCUCUAGUUUACAACGUUUUACCAGUGCAUGUGGCCGAGCAUUUUAUGAAAAACACGAAACGUUCUCACGAUGAUUUGUACUCACAAAGCUAUGCUGAAGUCGGUGUAUUAUUCGCUUCGAUGCCAAACUUUUCAGAUUUUUAUUCUGAAGAAACCGUUAAUAACCAAGGUUUGGAAUGUUUACGAUUUCUAAACGAGGUCAUUUCAGACUUUGACGCGCUGUUGGAACUGCCGCAAUUUCAAGACAUUAUAAAAAUUAAAACGAUUGGUUCUACUUACAUGGCGGCUAGCGGCAUUAAUGUUAACCGUGAUAUUAAACCAGAAGAUUCUGUCAAGAAAAGAUGGUCACAUUUGGCUGUACUAGUCGAAUUUGCUUUAGAAUUAAAAAACGCUUUACAAGGCAUCAAUGAGCAGUCUUUUAAUCAUUUUGUACUGAAGAUGGGCGUUAACCAUGGACCUAUUACGGCUGGCGUCAUAGGUGCCAGAAAACCACACUACGACAUAUGGGGAAAUACGGUAAAUGUGGCCUCCAGAAUGGAAAGCACCGGUAAAGCCGGUUGCAUACAAGUCACCGAAGAGACUUGCAACAUACUUCAAGAAUUCGGCUAUACAUUUUUGCAAAGGGGUCUAGUCAGUGUUAAAGGAAAAGGUCAAUUAAUGACCUAUUACUUACAGGGUAAGUCCGGGACAGAUGACCGUACUGAUGAUUUAACAAAUGUAAACAAUGCUAGCCUGGAAGGUACUACGGUGGAAGUAGAAGUAAAUACCAAACAAAUUGAGGAGACUGAAGCAGAUAUGAAAACUCCAUUGUUGAACUUAAAAACGAAUGGUAGUACCUUCAAGCCUUCUAGUCCAGGUGGUCAAAGUUGUACUGGUGAAGGUGAAAAGGAGGCUUUAAUAAAUUAAAAAUAUACAUAUAUAUGUACCUUCAGAAAUUUAUUGGAAA